Messenger RNA from Penicillium arizonense, 564 nucleotides. RefSeq lists its product as uncharacterized. Bases 1 to 564 code for a protein of 187 amino acids. The record is from RefSeq and is a predicted model, not a curated record. NCBI's taxonomy places the organism in Eukaryota, Fungi, Ascomycota, Eurotiomycetes, Eurotiales, Aspergillaceae. The transcript has a single exon.
AUGGCUCUCACUAGCGGUCUUUCGACUCUCACUAUGGAUGGUAAAGGCAUGCCUCUCUGCAAGCCUCUUAUCACAACGUCUCUGAGAGACGACGGAACGGCACUACUAGAACCCAAGCGGAGCUUAAAUUCUAUAGAUGAGAAGGAGAUGGAGCCGCAGAGAUGCACAGGUUUCGACGCCUCCUUGGGUCGAAUUUAUCGUUAUUACCCGGUCCCUACCUUGGUUCUUGAUAAGGAUUUGUGCGUCGUGGAGGUUUCAGACAGUCACUGUACCUUCUCGGGCCAAUCUAGGAAUGAACUGGUAGGCACUUGCGCCUGUGAUAUUCCAGUCCACAUCAUCCCUGCGUCAGACACAACUACUUUAUACGGAGCGUUACGUGCAGCUAUCAUCUCAAAAGAGGCUCAAAUCAUGGAGGGAAUACACGUCAAAAGCAAAAAUUCGACUUACCAGCUUCGGAUAGCGCCAAUCUUCGAAAAAUCGUCGUUGAUCUAUGUCAUUUUAGAGACUCAAAAUACUUCAAAAGAUCACUGGGUCGCGACUGAAAGUGGUCUAUCUAUAUGGUAA